This is a messenger RNA of Symphalangus syndactylus (siamang), 6078 nucleotides long. It is a transcript of the gene MOB3C, whose product is annotated as MOB kinase activator 3C. The record is from RefSeq and is a predicted model, not a curated record. Lineage: Eukaryota; Metazoa; Chordata; Mammalia; Primates; Hylobatidae.
GGGAGGGGGCGAACUUUCUUGGCAUAGGAAGGGCUGGGGAGUCCCCAGGAAGUGGCCACUCUGUAUCAGUGGAGUCACUGGAUACAGGCCUACAGCGGGAAGGCACAGGAAGCUGGUUCUGAUAAGGCACUUGGAGUGGUACUUGGUAUGGCUAGAAGAUGCUUUCAUGGUAGAGGUGUAGAAACUGAGGACCAGAGAGGGGAAAGGGCUUUCCCAAAGGCACACAGCAGGUAGACACCACCCUGCUGCCACUCAGAGUUCCCACUGCGAGGGGGGCAUGUGCCCAGGCUGAGUAGUGGAAAAGGGCACGUCCUCUCCUAGGUCCUCACUGGCUCACGCCAAGCUUCAGAGAUGAGCCUUGUUUGAACUCUUCUGGAGCCAUUUAUCAUACUCAGGACACAGUGGCAGGGAACAGAGCCCAUCUUGUGUAGGUCUCCAGUGCUGUAGGAUUACAGUGUCUCAUCAGAGAGGGCAGAACCAUCCCAAGGCCACACAACUAAAUUAUGGUAAAGCCAGGACACUGUUCUCCAAGGUCUGGGUCUUUUCAGCCCCAGCAGAGCCUCCUAGAAGAACUAGUCUCUCUAACCAAGACUGAGAAGGGCAGGAAGAGGGUACCGGUAGUUGAGACAUCUGGGCUUUCUCGCUUCCCCCAACCCUUCCACCUGCCUCCCAUCCCACAGACACCCAGGGACUCUGAGGAUGAGCUGGGAAUUUCUGAUGUUCCUUCAAAAUGGAUCAUCUCUAUUUCCCAUAGUGUAAGGUUCUGUGCUGUUCACUCUUCACCAGAAAAACUCCUGCCUAUCCUAUAAAACCCAGCUCAGAGGUCCAGAAAAUGACCCUGCACAAAGCCACAGAGGAAGUCACAUCAAAUUCCAAAGAAUCUUCCAGACCAUGAUCUCUGACCACAAUGCAACAUAAUUAGAACUCAACAAGAAAAACAUAAACCUCCCAUAGGCUGAGAAGCUGAAAAACACACUUUGAAAUCAUUCAAGAGUUAAAGAGGAAAUUACAUUGAAAUUUAUGUACUAUUUAGAACUGAAUGAUAAGGAAAACACAAGCAGUUUCCAAAUCAUUUCCCCUAUGAAGUCAGCCCUGACCCCACGUGGCUCCUCAGAUGGCUCUCCACCCUCCACCCAUUUCUACGCCCUAGGAGGCUGACGUCUAUGGGCUGCAGCAACAGGUUCCCUUGUUCUUAGCUUCUGGGAGGAUUCAGGUAGUGGGGGAAACCUGGCCAGAGAUCAGAGGGAGGGAGAGAGGGAGGAGAGUGAGGCCUCUUACUUGCUCCAUCCUUCCCUGUAUGAUUGCUGUGAGCUGGGUAUGCCCCUCCACCUUGCCUCAGCAGCCCCCUCCUCAGAGCUCCCACUUUCACCACUCCUUCCCCACACUCCUGCAGCCUAGGGUUGACAGCCUCUGCUCUUGUGAACCCUUUGGUGAUACACUGUGUGGUUUCCCUACACCUUGACCACACCUGUAAAUAUCGUCUUCAUUAAACAUACCCAUUCUGGGUGUUCCAUGUGCUUCCUGCAAAUACCCCGACUCUUACAAAGUCCAUCAGUCCACAACCACAUUCUCACUUCUGGGUGACUGAGCUCUGACCUUGUGUAUCUCUGUGUGUUGUCCUCUUUACUGACCUGUCCGCACAUGAGGUCGCCAACCAGGUCAGCUUUAUCAUCCAAUCCCCUGAUCUGAUAUGAGUGGAGAGUUAUACUCAAUAAAAGAUAUUGAUUAGGAUAUCAAAUAAAUAAAGAAGCAUAUUUUAAUUUGCUCCAUAAGCAAGUGCUUGUUUAUAGGGGAUUCAGGGCAGAGAGUUAAGAGUCAGACAUAAAAAUACAGAGAACUUUAGACUGGGGCAAAAACUGGUGUUCAACAAAAGAACAUAUCCACAGUUCUAUGAGCUGGGACUCUUUCUUUACUUUUAUUUUAGGUUCAAGGGUACAUGUGUAGGUUUGUUAUAUAAGUGAACUCUGUGUCAUGGGGAUUUGGCGUACAGAUAAUUGCAUCACCCAGUCUGCUUAGGAUAAUGGCCUCCAGCUCCAGCCCAUGUUGCUGCAAAGGAUAUGAUCUGGGUUAAGGAUCUAGCAUGUUCUCAUGUCAUCCAGCAAACAGAAGCCAGACACAAGGGAGGUCCAGGGUACCAUGGUAAAUGCCCACCUCUGGCCUCCAGCUCUCCCCUACCUGCAUCUACUCACCUCCCACCCCUCCAGAGUGGCUUCUAUGGCUAAGCUCUCUGCUUUGGGCUUCCUACCCUAGAAGGCCUCCAAUCUUCCCUCCCAUCCCAGACAGAGCAGCCAACUGGUCCCUGGGCCUGGGGGCCACAGUGUGCAUUGAAUGCUGGUGGGAUAUCUGUCUGUCCUCGAAGGAACCCAGGUGGUAGGGAGAGCAGAUCAGAUAUUGAGUGGUUUGGAUUUGUCGGAAGGAAGGAGGGAGAGAAGGUAUUCUAAAAUGGAACAGCUGGGAUAAGAGUCUGGAGAUAAGAAAUGGGGUGACUCUGGGUGAGGAGCAAGGAGAAUCAGCCCAACCUGAGCCAGGCCCCCUCCCUGGUGAGGAGAUGAAGUUUGUGAUUUGAGAGCUUUUCUGGGCCUGUUCCUCAGGGGUGAAGGACUCAGUUCAUGAUUCCCAAGGCGUUCAUCCAUUCCCUCACUCACUCAUUCAUUCAUUCAUCAAAUGAGUUUUGAGUUCCUGCUAUGUGUCAGGAGCUGAGGAUAUGGGAGUGGAUAGGACAGUCCCGAUCCCUUAUUGGGUCCCGGGACAAGUGUGACGCAGACGAUUCUAGGAGGGCAAAGAAACCACCCUUAUCUAGCAGCUCUUGUUUCUGCUCCAGAAGAAGCCGAGCGUUUUCCCAUUUUACCGUCUGGGAACCUGAGGCUGCCUCCUUGGUGGAGGUCCAAGGAAGCACCGAGAGGGCGGGCAGCUCAGUUAGUCCUUUGUCCAAGAGGAAGCUGGGAGCCCCAUAUGGACUUUCCGGGAAGGUGGGGGCGAGUGCGUCUGUGUACUGGAGUGGAGGGGAGUCCCCUUUCUCCGCCCCUCCCCGCCCCGUGGCCGCGGCGUGGCGGGGCCGGGGAGGAGCUGGCGUCGCCCCGGUCAGGAGGGCGACCGCGGCCGGCAGGACAGGCAGACGGAUAGGCUGACAGGCGAGAGAACAGGCACUGCGGGACCGGCAGGAGAAAGGCGAUCCUGUGGCUGGGAAUGUGACCCCACGGCCAGAGGAGGACCCACCAUUGAUGAGCCGAUGCAAGAAAAUGGUCUUUUACUUUUGGUCAUGAGCUGAGCCCCACCUUAUCCCAGUUCCCAGUUCUGCUUGUAACUUGCUAUGUGGACACAGGCUCCUCAAGUCCUCGUUUUAGGCCUCAGUUUCCUCAUCUGGGCCUCAGUUUCCCCAUCUGUACAAGGUCCCACCCUGGGAACUUCUUUGGGUGAGAAGUUGAAGAGUCAGGAUGGAUGAGAUGACCUUUCACAUCUGGUAUCCUCAGGUCCGAGCCCCGGGACAGCAGCCCGAGGCCCAGCUGGCCAUGGCCCUGUGCCUGAAGCAGGUGUUCGCCAAGGACAAGACGUUCCGGCCGCGGAAGCGCUUUGAGCCGGGCACACAGCGCUUUGAGCUGUACAAGAAGGCACAGGCCUCUCUCAAGUCGGGCCUGGACCUGCGUAGUGUGGUGAGGCUGCCACCCGGGGAGAACAUCGACGACUGGAUCGCCGUGCACGUGGUGGACUUCUUCAACCGCAUCAACCUCAUCUACGGUACCAUGGCCGAGCGCUGCAGUGAGACCAGCUGCCCUGUCAUGGCCGGCGGGCCCCGCUACGAGUACCGCUGGCAGGAUGAGCGCCAGUACCGGCGGCCGGCCAAGCUCUCCGCACCACGCUAUAUGGCGUUGCUCAUGGACUGGAUCGAAGGCCUCAUCAACGACGAAGAGGUCUUUCCCACGCGUGUUGGAGUUCCCUUCCCUAAGAACUUCCAGCAGGUCUGCACCAAGAUCCUGACCCGCCUCUUCCGAGUCUUUGUCCAUGUCUACAUCCACCAUUUCGAUAGCAUCCUCAGCAUGGGGGCAGAGGCGCACGUCAACACCUGCUACAAGCACUUCUACUACUUCAUCCGCGAGUUCAGUCUGGUGGACCAGCGGGAGCUGGAGCCACUGAGGGAGAUGACAGAGCGGAUCUGCCACUGAGCCCAGGUCUGGACUUUUUUGGCCAUCAGAUGGAUGAUCUGAACAUAGGGUGGCUGGGAGAGGGGACCCCCAGGAGCCUGAAGGAAUCUGAAGGCACUGGAAUCACUCCACACACCCAAAGCCUCUGGACUUCUGGUUCUCAGGAGUCUUCCUACCUGUCGCCCUGACCACUUGUGGAUGGAGAAGGGGAGAGCAUCUAGGCGGGCAAACAGAAGGGAAGUGGAGUUAAACCUCUGGCAUGAAGUCUGGGAGUAGGGUAGGCUAGGGAAUUUCUUCUAUGACACUUGACCCUUCCAUGCUGGUUCCCAAGCCUAUUGGAGGAAUGUGGGUGUGGCCGAGGUGAUGGCAAGAAAGGUGCAAGAGAGUGAGCAGCCUGCCUGUGAGUGAGCACAGAUGCCGAGGUAUGUGUGUGUGUGUGAUUUUCACUGUGGGGUGUGUCUGUGAGAGCUAGCUGCCUUACCCCUCCUUGGCACAUAGUAGGCCUUCCACAAAUGUUGGAUGGAUGGAUAAAUAGAUUGGGACCAUCAGACCAUGACCACUGUAGGAGUGAUGACAGCUCAAUGUCCCCACUCAGUGUAUCUGACCAUGUGUGUAAGUGCACAAAAUGUGGUUGUAGAUGUUGCUCUACAUUCACACCUUCCAGGCUACACUCUUCCAUCAGCAUGAGUCCUGGAGAGCCGGGGGAAGGUAGGAAGAGAAGCCUUGCCUUGAGUUCCUAAACUGACCCACCCCAGACACAGGCUCUGAUUCUCUUACCCAGAGAUGCCCAUGAGCUGACAUUUUACUCAUCCCUCUGCCUCCAAGAAGGCCUGUAUUAUAGGUGUCCUCCUGGGGGUUGGAGAUGAUCCCUCAAGUACACAAAGUUCCCCUGGCCUUUCAUCUGGGAAUCAUAUACUCCACUCUAGCUCCCAGAAUCUACAUUCCUGGCUCCUCGGAUCUGAAGCCCAGCACAAAAUAAUCCCCCAGUCCAAGGAGCUUGUGGAACUUGAAUUGGGAACUUUGGAGUCUUGUCUCCCAUCCCAGCACAUUGAGGAUGUAGUUGGUGAAUAGACUCUUCCAGGCAUGGAGAUCCUCCAUCCUAAAAGUACCUGCCUCCUUCCCAGCCAUCCCUGACACAUUCCAGCCAGUUGGAUCUCACAGCACAGCUAUCCACAGGGAGACUGGGAUGUUCAUUCAGCACUCCAUUACUCAGUACCUCCAUACCCAGCCCUAUACACAGAUCCACAGGUGGGGAAACUGAGGCAGGAACAGGGGUAUGCCCUCCCAGAGCCUCCACUCUGGGAAGCCAGAAUGGAAAGCCAGAGGGAACCUGAGAAUCAUCCAGUCUCACUGUCUCAAUGUACAUACGAGGAAACUGAAGCCAGGAGAAGAAGAGGGAGAAACUGUCCAGGGCCUCACAGGGAGGCAUUCAUGGAGCUGGAGAAACCAGGGAUCCUGACCGCAGGGCCCAUCAAUUGCUACACAGAGAUACACAUGGAAAGAGGGUUUAACAGACCCUCGCUAGGACACAACUGUUUCUGCUUUGAGCAAUAAUUUCUAACCUGAGGCCAACAUGUCUCACUGCCCCUUGGGUGGGCUGGGGUUGUUUCCUGAGCCAAGCAUCCAAUAUCAUGCCCCACUCAAUGGCCUAGAAGCUGCCUGCACUUUGGGGAAACAGAUGGAGCUCUUGGGCCCAGCCAGCUGGGCCUGGGACUUCUGCCUCUGCUGCCUGCAGAGUGGCCUGGCAGCUUUGCCAGAGGCUGUGGAGCGAGGGUAGCAGGAGCUUUCCCCCAGAGUGCUGUGACUUGCAUGAUGGAUUCUAGGCUGUGGCAAGGGCUAAUUUCUGGGAUGGGGGGAGGAUGGGAAAAUUUAUUUUUAUGAAACAGAGGGAAGACUUUAUUGUUGUUAUUUUUGGUAAAAUAAAAGGCAAACUAAAGCA